Molecule: messenger RNA, 1888 nt
Organism: Lonchura striata (white-rumped munia)
Lineage: Eukaryota; Metazoa; Chordata; Aves; Passeriformes; Estrildidae
Gene: SYNJ2BP
Product: synaptojanin 2 binding protein
Biological process (GO): establishment or maintenance of epithelial cell apical/basal polarity; receptor clustering; embryo development
Cellular component (GO): cell junction; basolateral plasma membrane
Molecular function (GO): protein kinase binding
Source: RefSeq, a predicted model, not a curated record
CUGCCCCGGGCGGCGGCGGGAGCAGCCCCGUCCCGCGGGGACUACAACUCCCAGCGCUCCGCUGGGAGGAGGGGAGAGCGGCUGCCCCGGGAGCCGAGUUCUCCUUCAGGCCGCAGCAUGAACGGCAGCGUGGCGAGCGGCGGCUACUCCGAGGAGAUCAUCAGGCUCGCCCGCAGACCCUCAGGGUUGGGCUUCAACAUUGUUGGUGGGACAGAUCAGCAGUACAUUGCCAAUGACAACAGCAUCUAUGUCAGCUGGAUCAAAAAGGAUGGGGCAGCUUACCUUGAUGGCCGAUUACAAGAAGGAGAUAAAAUUUUAGCGAUCAAUGGCAAAGACUUGAAGGAUUUGCGGCACAAGGAUGCUGUGGAACUGUUCAGGAAUGCUGGCUAUUAUGUGUCUCUGAAAAUCCAGCGCAGGCUGCAGCCACAGAAUGGCCCUGUGGGUCAUGGAGCAGAUGGAGAAUCAGGUGGGCUUCCUCUGGCAGCCAUUCUUGUGCCAGGCCUGGCGCUUGCUGCGACAGCAGUCUGGAUCUUGCUGAGGUAUCGACAGCGGAUGUGAAGAGCUCACGUCUGGGAUAUCACUGCGUGUUUUACACAGCUAUGACGCAAUUUAAAGAUAGAGAAUCAACAAUCGUGUCACAGACUGAUGCCAAAAAGGAUCAUUGCCUAUCAUCAAAGUUGCUGCUGAUGUUCGUAUAUAUUGAUUUUGUUGUAGGGUGAAUGGAAGCAGAGAGAAAAAAGGGAAGGGAGAUUGUGUUUAUGUAAAGAGUGGGAUAGCUGUAUUUUUUGACAAAUCUGAGGAGGUUUUGCCAUCUUCCUUUAUUUUGCACCAUGAACUUUGAAAUACACUCAUCAAUUCCACAUUUUAAGGUUUAACUUUUGGUUAAAGGGAGUGGGAGUUGGGGUGGUUUUAAAUCAAAAACAUUUUCUAGAGGCUUUGCCUUGUUUCCACAGAAUUUUUUUUUUUUAAUCUAAUGAAUUCUGUCCGAACCAUGAAUAAAGAGGAGCAAUGCAAAGGGUAUAUUAUUUUUCCAAUUGAAGUUUUGUUGGUUGUUGCUAAAUAAAUGCCUUAAAUGUGUAAAAUCUGAUCUGUGGUUUCACAGGUGAAAUCUUCAGUGUAGCUGCUCAUUUAACAGCAAUACGCAAUAUUGGUGAGACAUUUUACCAGUUGUGGAAAGAUAGAAGAUAGCUUGCUGCUAGAAGAUUUUGAUUGUCAAAAUGAUUGCUAAUUUUUGUGUCAGAGCUGUAAGAGAAGGCUUUCCACAAAAUGCUAGCAUUCUGGAGAGAGACAGACAACUGAAUCACAAGGAUAAGUGGUGGCAAGAGAUUCAGGCAUGCUGAAGCUGCAGAAGAGUCUUUAAAUUAGUUGUGAAGGAAUAGUUCCUGCAUUCAUCAAGUGAAGUCUGCAUCUCUCAGGUUAGAGGUCUGUUUUGGGGGUUAUUUUUUGCACAGGGAAUACUUCAGGUAAAGUUUUCUGUAGCAGCUAACUUGCUCUCUGCAGUCAGGAAAAUCUUGAUGAUUGAAAGGGAGAAGCUGAGAGCAGGCUAGGAUUGUCCUGGCUUUUGCUUGUUUGUGAAGAGUUAUGUGACGUUCAGGGGAUGGGCUGUCAGCUUUAAGCCAGGGUAAAGCCUAGCAGGUAAAACCAGAGGGAAGAGACCCUCCUCUGGAAAGUAUAUGGCUGAAUUUACCUCCAGGGUCUCAUCUCACUGUGAUUUGAAUAGUUUUAAAUGCCCCAGCUGAUAGGAGCUCUGUAGGUAAGACCUGUUUCUCUUGUCUCCAAGAAAUCAAUGUGUUUUGUUGUUUUUGUAAAAGAAAAGCAAAAUGCAUGGUCUGGUCUGUAUGAUGCCAAAGAAGAGAUCACGUAUUCAAUAUAUGUUUUCAAAGAGAAA